Canis lupus familiaris (dog) is the source of this 933-nucleotide messenger RNA. It is a transcript of the gene OR4C146, whose product is annotated as olfactory receptor family 4 subfamily C member 146. The record is from RefSeq and is marked inferred. Gene Ontology annotation, biological process: G protein-coupled receptor signaling pathway. NCBI's taxonomy places the organism in Eukaryota, Metazoa, Chordata, Mammalia, Carnivora, Canidae. Gene Ontology annotation, cellular component: membrane. Gene Ontology annotation, molecular function: G protein-coupled receptor activity; olfactory receptor activity.
AUGCACCUGAAUAAUAAUGUGACUGAGUUCAUUCUGCUUGGAUUGACCCAGGAUCCUGUUAGAAAAAAAAUAGUGUUUGUCACUUUUUUGUUUUUCUAUUUGGGGACAUUGCUGGGUAACUUUCUGAUUAUUACUACUAUCAAGACCAGCCAGACACUAGGGAGUCCAAUGUACUUCUUCCUUUUCCACCUAUCCUUGUCUGACACCUGCUUCUGUACUUCCAUAGCCCCUAGAAUGAUUGUUGAUGCACUUUUGAAAAGGGCCACAAUCUCUUUCAGGGAGUGCAUGAUACAAGUCUUUUCAUUCCACUUCUUUGGCUGCCUGGAGAUCUUCAUCCUUAUCCUCAUGGCUGCUGACCGCUAUGUGGCCAUCUGUAAGCCCCUGCACUACACAACCAUCAUGAGUCGACAGGUCUGUGCUGUGCUGGUGGCUAUUGCCUGGGUGGGGUCCUGUGUGCAUUCUUUAGCUCAGAUUUUUCUGGCCCUGAGUUUACCUUUCUGUGGUCCCAAUGUGAUCGAUCACUAUCUUUGUGACUUGCAGCCCUUGUUGAAACUUGCCUGUGCAGAUACCUAUGUGAUCAAUCUACUGUUGGUAUCCAAUAGUGGGGCCAUUUGUACACUGAGUUUUGUCAUGCUGAUGUGUUCCUAUGUUGUCAUCUUGUAUUCUCUGAGAAAUCACAGUGCUGAAGGGAGGAGGAAAGCCCUCUCCACCUGCAUGUCCCACAUCAUUGUAGUCGUCUUGUUCUUUGGUCCUUGCAUAUUUCUAUACACACGCCCUGCAACCACCUUUCCCAUGGAUAAGAUGAUAGCUGUAUUUUAUACACUUGGAACACCUUUGAUCAAUCCUCUGAUUUACACACUUAGGAAUGCAGAAGUGAAAAAUGCCAUGAAGAAGUUAUGGAGGAAGAAGUUGAUUUCAGAUGACAAAAGAUGA